This is a messenger RNA of Hymenoscyphus albidus, 2918 nucleotides long. NCBI's taxonomy places the organism in Eukaryota, Fungi, Ascomycota, Leotiomycetes, Helotiales, Helotiaceae. The record is from the annotation of a GenBank genome assembly.
CUCGGAACCGCAACUGCACAGCGGCAAUGUUCACGCAACGAUAGCAAUGAAGACGGAGUUCAAGGUAUGAAGCUCAGCCCAACUUUUCCGCUGCAUUGACUAAUUCUGUUUAGUUCUCCAACCUUUUGGGGACUGUCUAUAGUCAGGGAAACCUGCUAUUCAGUCCGGAUGGAUCAUGUCUCUUUUCGCCUGUAGGCAAUCGAGUUACUGUCUUCGACCUUGUAAAGUACGAAUUGCCCCUCGAAUUCAAUGAAGAUAUACUUACGUCUCCACAGUAACAAAUCCCACACUCUCCCAUUCGCGCAUCGAAAGAACAUCGCACGAAUUGGUCUCACACCGCGGGGUAAUCUCCUUCUAUCGAUAGACGAAGACGGUCGCGCAAUUCUAACAAACGUCCCCCGAAGGAUUGUCCUACACCACUUUUCAUUCAAGGGGGCAGUUACGGCUCUUUCUUUCGCUCCCUCGGGACGACAUAUAGCUGUAGGAGUUGGACGACAUAUUGAAGUAUGGCAUACACCCUCAACGCCAGAUCAAAAUAUCCAUGGGGAAUUGGAGUUUGCGCCUUUCGUGCGCCACAGAGUAUAUGCCGGUCAUUUCGAUACUGUGCAGCACAUCGAAUGGUCCGGUGAUUCUCUAUUCUUCCUGAGUUCUGCAAAGGACUUGACAGCCCGAAUAUGGAGUCUGGAUCCCAUGCCCGAAUUUGUACCAACAACACUGGCCGGACAUCGAGAGGGUGUGAUCGGGGCAUAUUUUUCCAAGGACCAGGAAACUAUUUAUACUGUCAGCAAGGAUGGAGCAGUAUUCCAAUGGGAGUAUGUUGGGCGGCCUAAUGCGCCAGAGUCGGAUAUUAAUGAAAUGAAAGAUGAUGGGGGCGACGAACGAUGGCGAAUCACGGAACGACACUAUUUCUUACAAAAUAAUGCGAAAGUAAAAUGUGCGGUAUAUCAUCCGGAAACGAAUCUAUUAGUGGCGGGAUUUUCGAAUGGGGUUUUUGGUUUGUACGAGAUGCCGGAGUUCAACAUGAUACAUACCCUAAGUAUUUCACAAAAUGAUAUCGAUUUUGUUACUAUCAACAAAACUGGCGAAUGGCUGGCGUUCGGGGCCUCAAAAUUGGGACAGCUUCUGGUCUGGGAGUGGCAAUCGGAGUCAUACAUUUUGAAACAACAGGGGCAUUUUGAUUCUAUGAAUGCUUUGGUUUAUUCUCCAGACGGACAAAGAGUUGUUACGACCGCCGACGAUGGAAAGAUCAAAGUUUGGGAUCUCAAUUCCGGAUUCUGUAUCGUUACUUUUACUGAACACACGAGCGGAGUCACAGCUUGCGAAUUUGCAAAAAGGGGCAACGUGCUUUUCACAUCUAGUCUCGACGGCUCAAUAAGAGCGUGGGAUUUAAUCAGAUAUCGAAAUUUUCGAACUUUCACAGCACCCACUCGACUUUCGUUCUCCUGCUUGGCUGUAGAUCCAAGUGGUGAAGUCGUUUGUGCUGGAUCCCUUGAUUCAUUCGAUAUCCACAUCUGGUCCGUUCAAACUGGGCAACUACUUGAUAGGCUAGCAGGACAUGAGGGUCCAGUUUCAUCGUUGGCAUUUGCGCCAAAUGGUAGUGUUGUUGUAAGUGGAAGUUGGGACCACACUGUCCGAAUAUGGUCCGUUUUCGAUCGAACGCAAACAAGCGAGUCUCUGCAGCUUCAAGCAGAUGUAUUGGAUGUUGCGUUUCGACCCGAUUCGCGACAACUUGCCGUUUCCACUUUGGAUGGUCAAUUGACGUUCUGGUCCGUUUCUGAAGCAGAGCAGCAAUCUGGGGUAGACGGACGAAGAGACGUAUCAGGAGGCCGAAAAAUAGGAGACCGACGAACUGCUGCGAAUGCGUCCGGAAAUAAAAGUUUCAGUACGCUGAGAUAUAGCUCGGAUGGCAGCUGUGUUCUUGCGGGCGGAAACAGCAAGUAUAUUUGUUUGUAUUCAGUUUCAUCGCUGGUACUCUUAAAACGAUUUACAGUCAGCAUCAACUUAUCGCUUUCUGGAACUCAAGAGUUCCUGAACAGCAAACUCCUGACAGAAGCCGGACCCGCUGGUCUUAUUGACGAGCAAGGCGAAGCCUCAGAUCUUGAAGACCGUCUGGAUAAGACUCUACCAGGCUCGACGCGCGGUGGUGACCCCUCUGCACGAAAACAUAACCCUGAAGUCCGAGUCACGGGUUUGGCAUUUGCUCCUACUGGACGCUCCUUUUGUGCAGCUUCCACAGAAGGGCUUCUCAUUUAUAGCCUCGACACAAUUCCUCUCUUUGAUCCUAUUGAUCUUGACCUUGCUGUAACCCCAGCAUCCACCUUGCACGUCCUGGAAAAUGACAAGGACUAUCUCAAGGCUCUCGUUAUGGCAUUCCGCCUCAACGAAGCACCUCUCCUCCGCCGUGUCUUUGAAGCCAUCCCUCAUCCCAAUAUCUCUCUGGUCGUUUCCGAGUUACCCAUUGUUUACAUCCCACGCCUCCUUCGAUUUGUAUCGAUGCGAACAGAAGAAUCUCCCCAUCUUGAAUUCUGUCUUCUCUGGGUCCAAGCGAUAUUAACCUCCCACGGCCAAUGGGUGAGUGAUAAUCGCGGACAGGUCGACGCAGAAUUGAGAGUUGUAGCAAGAGCAGUAGGAAAGAUCAAAGAUGAGUUAAGGAGGUUAGCAGAUGAGAAUGUAUAUACGAUUGAUUAUUUGAUCAAUCAACCUGUAGCCAAGGUUGGUCCUCAAGAUGGACAGAAGAGUAUCACCAAUGGAUUUGGGGGCGAUGAAGAGAUGGUUGACGAUGUGGACGAAGAUGCAGAGUGGAUUGGGUUAGAUUAGGGAGUACGUAUGGGUUUAUCUUUGGAAGGGUAAUUCCAUUUGGGAGUAAAUAUGUAGGCAAUGUUUUUCAAAAGGUUUAAAAAUGAAAUCUCGAAGUUGAG